This is a messenger RNA of Onthophagus taurus, 1964 nucleotides long. Its product is annotated as calphotin. The record is from RefSeq and is a predicted model, not a curated record. NCBI's taxonomy places the organism in Eukaryota, Metazoa, Arthropoda, Insecta, Coleoptera, Scarabaeidae.
AAAUUAUUGCAAGGUUGCCAUACGGUUAUAAAACUCUGGAAUAUAUUAGUGCCAACGCUCAUACGGAGGAUUGUUUAGUUGGUGACAAGUGGUAUCAUGAAGCAACUGAUAUUUUUGGCAUAUUUCGGUUUAGCUGUAUUUGCUAAACCUAGCCAUCAUCAUCAUCAUCACCAUCCCCUUGCUGAUAUUUACCCAAUACAUCCAGGCGUUGGUGCUAUUUAUAAAGGUCCAAAUUCCGAAACGAUUAUAAAAGGUCCCGAUGGAAGUGUGAUUACCGCCGAAGCUGAUGGUGGUUCUAUAGGAGUAGAUGGUCAUAGUGCGGCUGCUGAAGCGGUUAGUCACGUAGCUGUUGAAACAAUAAAUCAUGGAGUUGGUCUUGGUCAUCAAGCUGUUAGUGCGUCAGCUGGAGCUUAUGUUCAAACAAAUUCCAUAGCACCUGCACCUGUUAUCGUUGCUAAAGCUCCAGCACCUGUUGUUGUAGCCGAACCAGUUGUACUUGUUCAAGAUAACAGAGAUGUUGCAUCAUUGGAUGGCCCAUCAGGAUCUAUUUUACGUCAUGGAGAAGAUGCGAUUAUUUCAGGACCUUCUUCAACGACAUAUAAAGGGGGUAAACAUGUAAUUGAUGUUCCUAACAUUGAGGUACAAGCUAGUGUUGUUGGUGCCUCAGGUCCAGGGUAUGUUCAUGGUCCUGUAGUUGCCCCAACACCGAUAAUAUCACCUGUUCAUGGACCUAUUGUUUCUCCUGUUCCAGUAGUAUCUCCAGUACCAUCAGUUUCUCCAUUCCCUAUUGUCUCUUCAGGUCCUGUAGUGGAAACAAUCGUUAGUUCAACACCUGGUCCAAUUUUAAUUAACCCACCACCAAGACCAUUGAGACCAAGGCCUGUUUUAGUCGAUACAACCCAUCCUUUUAAACCUUUAUCUUCUCCUGUAUCAGUUUUGGUAGAUAAUACCCACCUCGCCGGAUCAACUUUAGGAACAUCUUCUGUAUUAGUUGAUAAUUCUCAAAUUUUACGAAAUGAAGUGGUAGUUUCAAGUCCAGGUCCAAUUUUACACGACACCUCGGCUAUUUCAAUCCACAACGAAGUAGUUCCCCAAGUCGUUGUUUCAAGUACUCCAAGUCCGGUGUUAAGUGCUACCCCAAUCGUUGUAGCCCCAUCUAAAACAAUUGUUGCUGCACCAACCGUUGAAUUAAGUCCACCUUCUGUUGGAAUUUAUUCAACACCCGCAUCUCAUAUCGUUGGACAUGCAAACGAAGAAGCUCUCUCAGCCAUCAUUGCUAAAAACGCCGAGGCUGAACAAUCUUAUUUAUCCGCCCUUCGAUAUGCUGGAUAUGAAAAAGCUUUAGCUGCGGAAGCUGAAAGGAAAUCGUUAGCGGCAGCUAUCGCAUCUGGGGCUUAUUCAGGACAUGGAAUUGCAGAACAUUCUAUUAAUCCGGUUGUUAGCCAAGGAAAUCACAUAAUUACAGGAGGUAUUGUAUCAAGCACAGCUGCACCUGUUAUUGUUUCUAGCACUCCAGCCCCAAUUUUGGUGACUUCAACUCCGGCUCAUGGCGAAGUUGUUGGAUUAGGACAUGAAAUUGUUUCAGUUGGCCCCCAAGUUUAUCAAGAAAAUGGGAUCGUUUCGGUAACUCCAAAACCAGACGUUAUUGUUUCCAGACCAACAGCGAUCUUGGCUCCUCAUCCACCACCAGCUCUUGGUCAAAUUAUUGUUCAAAAUGAACGAGUCUCUUCCGCUAGUAAAUCUAGUGAGCAUUCAUCAUCAGUAAAAAGCUCUUCAUCUACAAUAUCUGGCCCAGCAGUUUUAGGGGGACCUCACGGAUAUAGAUUACCAGCUGGUCCACCAUUGGGAUAUCAAUCUGAUUACUCACAAUGGCGUCAAAGCGUAUCAAAACAAGCAUACCACGAAGAAGAAAGCGGUUAUUCGGUCCAAAAAGGACUUUUGCAUUAAAAUUUAAUUUACUAGUC